AUGUCGAUCCUGCCACUACACCACAACAACGGCGCCCAUCAAACCCGUCCACAGGAUCAGGCUCUACCCAUGGAACCACUGCGCCCUCGCGACGACCUCGCCAUCGCUUUUCCUGCCCCUAGUCAUGCAGGCCGCUGUACCUUGUGCAGUUCCUACUCUACCGCCCUCACUCAACUCGCUUCUCUCCCAACGACACCGAAACCGAUACUCACCACUCUAACGCCCCUCGCUCCAGUCCACGACCAUCUCCUCGCCCUCCUCCUCAAGCGGGAAUACCUCGGCCCGAGCGCGACCAUGUCCCUGGCACCAGCGAUCUUCGAUCAUGCAAAAUACAAUCUUUAUCGUCGCGUCGGGAUGACUACGGGGCUGUUGGUAGGCUUGGAGAAGAGGAAGAGUAGGAAGAGAAAGUUGGAUUGUCUCAGGUGUGUUCAAGAGCUCGAGAUCGACACGAUGGAAGGCAUGUGGGCCCUCACAAACCUCCAUUCUCAUAAACGUUCACACCUCUCCGUACCACUGCUCAACACUCUGCCUAAUGUGCACACAGUGUAUAUUCAUUGCCGCGUCUUAUCCGGUGAAUAUAUUCUGGAAAGACGGUGGGAGAACGGUGAAUGUGAUGUGGAGAUGCUGUGGGGCGAGUUGAAAGAGGGGGUGAUGAAGCAGCUGGGCGGGGGUGCGCAGGUCGUUUUUUACGGGACAAAUGAUGUCGAUGAUGAGGGGAGGGCAAUUCGGAAGCGUAAAACGUUUGCUCUGCCCGGGCGACUUUUGAAAGCUGAAGGCGGUGAAAAGCUCAGAUAUCAACGCCGAAAGAAGGUUGCGACUCUCAUCUUAAGUUUCACGUUGAUUUUCAGUGCGAUCAUAGUGAUUGCUACGUGGGGGGGUGUGGGGUAUGGCAUGUGGGAAAUAGCGCAUAAGAAGAAGGGCCAGAAUUGA
This is a messenger RNA of Cryptococcus wingfieldii CBS 7118, 930 nucleotides long. RefSeq lists its product as hypothetical. Bases 1 to 930 code for a protein of 309 amino acids. The record is from RefSeq and is a predicted model, not a curated record. Lineage: Eukaryota; Fungi; Basidiomycota; Tremellomycetes; Tremellales; Cryptococcaceae. The transcript is spliced from 3 exons.